Parnassius mnemosyne (clouded apollo) is the source of this 2829-nucleotide messenger RNA. The record is from the annotation of a GenBank genome assembly. Lineage: Eukaryota; Metazoa; Arthropoda; Insecta; Lepidoptera; Papilionidae.
AUGAAAUGGAAACGACAGACCCUGGUCUCCGGGGACACUUCGGAGGAGGAUAUCGGGCACAGUUACUUGGGCACCUUGAUGUAUGGUCGCUAUCAACGCGACCUAAGUGAAGCCGCCAGAGAAGAAGCGAGACGACUCAGAAGACUUAGAAAAAGAAGACUAAAAGACGACAAGCUCCGGCAGAAGGAACUUGAAGCAACAGGCAAGCACAGACCGAGGGGGAAAGUAUUCAAAGUAUUAGGUUACGUAUGGUGGCACACGUUCGCGCGGCUGGGCGAGGACUGGAUCUUCCUGGCGCUGCUCGGGAUCAUCAUGGCAGUGCUCAACUUCGCCAUGGACAGAGGCAUCGCGGUCUGCAAUAACGCUCGAAUGUGGAUGUACCGGGACUUGGCCACCUCCACUUUCAGUCAGUACGUAGCAUGGGUUUCGCUGCCCGUUUGCCUUAUUCUUUUCGCCGCUGGAUUUGUUCAUAUUGUCGCCGCGCAGAGUAUAGGGUCCGGCAUACCGGAAAUGAAGACAAUUCUCCGUGGUGUACACUUGAAGGAGUACCUGACAUUCAGAGCUCUUAUAUCCAAAGUGAUUGGACUCACCGCAACCCUGGGCUCUGGUCUACCUCUGGGUAAAGAGGGUCCAUCGGUUCAUAUCGCAUCGAUGGUAGGUGCGCUGCUGUCGCGCUGCGUGUCGCGUCUGCAACGCGCCUACAGCAACGAGUCGCGCACCAGCGACAUGCUGGCCGCCGCCUGCGCGGUGGGCGUCGCCUCCUGCUUCGCCGCACCAGUCGGAGGUGUGUUAUUCUCAAUCGAAGUAACGACUACGUAUUUCGCUGUCAGAAACUAUUGGCGGGGUUUCUUCGCUGCUUGUUGCAGCGCCAUUAUGUUCCGCUUGCUGUCGGUGUGGUCGGGCGCGCUGCCAACUGUGAAGCCGCUGUUCCCCACCAACCUGCCACAAGACUUCCCCUUCGACCCACAGGAGUUCGCCGUCUUCGUGCUGCUCGGGAUCAUUUGCGGUCUAUUAGCUGCUCUGUGGGUGUUCCUGCACCGUCAGUACGUGCUGUUCAUGAGAAACACAAAGACUCUUAGCAACUUCCUGCAGAAAAACCGCUUCAUCUACCCCGGGUUUAUGACGCUGGCGGUGAUGUCGGUGCUGUUCCCACCCGGCAUCGGCAGGUUCAUGGCCGCAGAUCUUGGCAACCAGGAACAGGUGUUGUCCCUGUUCGCUAACUUCACGUGGUCGGACGAGCUGACAGCUGAGCAGGCGUCCAUUGUAUCGCAUUGGCAGACCCCAGAAGUGGACCUUUAUGGAUGUCUCGUCAUCUACUUCUUCUCUAUCUUCUUCCUGAGCAUGGUGUCGUGUACGCUGCCCGUGCCGGCGGGGAUCUUCGUGCCCGCGUUCAAGAUGGGGGCUUCCCUUGGCCGCUUCACCGGAGAAGUGAUGCACUACUUCUGCCCUCUGGGAGUCGCGUACGGGGGUCACAUCCAGAAGAUACUGCCUGGUGGAUACGCGACGGUGGGUGCUGCUGCCUUCACCGGGGCGGUCACUCAUACUGUUUCCACAAUUGUCAUCGUCAGCGAAAUGACUGGACAGGUGACACACAUCCUGCCGGUGAUGGCGGCCGUGCUGGCGGCCAACGCCACGGCGUCGCUGCUGCAGCCCUCCUGCUUCGACAGCAUCAUUCUCAUCAAGAAGCUGCCAUACCUGCCGGACUUGCUCUCCUCUGCCAGCCGUAUGUAUGAUAUUUGCGUGGAGGACUUCAUGGUGCGCGACGUGAAGUACAUCUGGAACAGGAUGACCUUCCAACAGCUUAAAGAUGUACUUAAGGCGAAUAAGACGAUCAAGAGCUUCCCGCUGGUGGACAGUCCGUCGUCGAUGGUGCUGCUGGGGUCCAUCCACCGCUGGGAGCUGGUGAAGGUGAUCGAGCGCGCCGUGGGCCGCGAGCGCCGCCUGCAGGUGGCGGCGCAGUGGCGCGAGCAGGAGCGCCGCCGCCACGAGGAGGCCAAGAGACUGCGCAGGCCUUCACGCUUCGAGGUGACCCCUGCACCGGACAUGCUUCAAGUGCCAGGCACUGGCAUGACGAGGGGUUCCUCACUCACCACGAAGGAUCAGGGUGGUUUGAUACCAGCGCCCGGGCAGCUGUUCCGGCCGAAGUCGAUCCUGAAGAAGACGAACUCGUUCACUCUGGGCCGCGGGCUGGCGGCCGCCUCGCCGCAGCCCUCCGUCUACUCCACCGUCACCGGCGCCGAGACCAGAAUCCGCGCAGCGUUCGAAGCCAUUUUCAAGAGGUCCACCUUGCUGCAAGACGUGGAGGGAGGUCUACCGGACCAAAUCAACACGGGCGUCCCGCGUAGUCCGUCCAUCAACAAGAAAGUGCAACUGCCACGCGAACGCGUCUGCGACAUGUCUCCCGAAGACCAGAAAGCUUGGGAACAGCUAGAGAUGGCCAAAGAGAUCGACUUUGACAGGAUGCUGCAGAUUGCGAGGAAGAGGGAUAUGCAUCCAGAUGAUUUCGAUUACGAGGACGAGAACCUGUACAUCUGCCACAUCGACCCUGCACCGUUCCAGCUGGUCGAGAGGACUUCGUUACUUAAAGUUCAUUCGUUGUUCUCGACGUUGGGCGUGACUCGAGCGUAUGUGACGGCGAUAGGUCGUCUAAUUGGAGUGGUCUCAUUAAAAGAGCUGCGUAAGGCCAUCGAGGACGUGAACUCUGGCGCGCUGACGGUGAUGAACCGGCCAUCGCCGCCCGGCACGCCGCCGCCGCCCAUCAUCAAGGUGAGCGUGUCGGAGCCCGCGCCGCCCAGCGACAGCGAGACCGCACACCUCACCACCAAGUGA